Molecule: messenger RNA, 2206 nt
Organism: Apis cerana (Asiatic honeybee)
Lineage: Eukaryota; Metazoa; Arthropoda; Insecta; Hymenoptera; Apidae
Gene: Hpr1
Product: THO complex 1-like protein Hpr1
Biological process (GO): signal transduction; mRNA export from nucleus
Cellular component (GO): THO complex part of transcription export complex
Molecular function (GO): protein binding
Source: RefSeq, a predicted model, not a curated record
UUCAAUUUAUUUGAAAUCGUAGUAAAUCUUGUGAUGAUUUAUGUAAUUAUUUAUGUGAUGUUUGAUAUGUAGUACAAGAAAAUUAUUUUAUAUUUAAAAUAAGUUUCUGAAAAUUUGUUUUAUACAAUGGCUAUGUUCGAAGUAUUGAGAAAAGAAUAUAGUGAUUAUUUACAACAAUGUUUUAAAGUAUCAGAUAUACAGACAUUUCAAAAGAAAUGUACAGAACGAUGUACAAAUGAUAGUGAUAGAAAAGCUGCAAUUGAUCAAGCAUUAAGGGACACACUUCUUGUAAUAUUAUCUGAAAAUGCAUUGAGCAAUGUGCAAUUACUUGAAACUUAUAUUACAUUUUGUAUUGAAUUAUGUAGAAAAGAUUUAGCAACUGCAAGUAUGCCAGUGAUGCUACUUGGAGAUAUAUUUGAUUCAAUGACACUUGAUAGAUGUGAACAACUUUUUACUUUUGUUGAAAACAAUGUAGUUGUGUGGAAAGAAGAUUUGUUCUUUAGUGCUUGUAAAAAUAAUUUAUUAAGAAUGUGCAAUGAUUUACUUAGAAGAUUAUCUAGAUCACAACAAACUGUAUUUUGUGGAAGAAUUCUUUUAUUUUUAGCUAAGUUUUUUCCUUUUUCUGAAAGAUCUGGUCUUAAUAUUGUUAGUGAAUUUAACUUAGAAAAUCACACAGAAUUUGGUUCUGAAAAAUCAGAAGGAGAUGAUUUAGAACAAAUAACUAAAGAUGAUGAUAAAUCAGAAACUAAAGUGCCAAUUGAUUAUAAUUUAUAUAGAAAGUUUUGGGCACUUCAAGAUUUUUUUAGAAAUCCUAAUCAAUGUUAUCAGAAAAUGCAUUGGAAAGUAUUUUCAGCACAUGCUUCAAGUGUGUUAUCUGCAUUUUCAUCUUUUAAAUUAGAAGAACAACGUAAUUAUCCUUCAACAUGUAUUAAAAUUGAUUCUUCUAUAGAAGGAUCCCAUAAAGAAACUCCUUAUUUUGCAAAAUAUUUAACAAAUCAGAAAUUAUUGGAGCUACAAUUAUCUGAUUCAAAUUUCAGGCGAUAUGUAUUAUUGCAAUUUCUCAUUCUUUUCCAAUAUCUUAAUAGCACUGUUAAAUUUAAAGCCUUCCUUGCCAGUGGCUAUGAGACAAGUGAAACACACGAACUGAAACCUGACCAAGUAGACUGGGUAAAAGCAACCACAGAGCAAGUGUAUGCCUUAUUGACAGAAACACCUCCUGAUGGUCCUACAUUUGCAGAAACUGUUAAAAAUAUAUUAAAACGCGAAGAGCAUUGGAAUGCUUGGAAAAAUGAAGGAUGUCCAGCAUUCAAAAAGCCAGCUCCAGAUUCUAGCACUGAUAUAGAAGAUUUAAGGAAACCAAAGAGACCAAAACGCAGAAUUGGAGAUGUUAUUAGAGAUGCUCAAACAGUUGGAAAAUAUCAUAUGGGAAACCCAGAACUUACAAAAUUGUGGAAUCUGUGUCCCAAUAAUCUUGAAGCAUGUAAAUCCAAAGAAAGAGAUUUUCUUCCAUCUUUAGAAACAUAUUUUGAAGAAGCUAUUAUGCAAUUAGAUCCCAAUGCAAUGGUAGAAGAUGAAUACAAGAAAGUAAAUGAUGGAAAUUUCGGUUGGAGAGCAUUAAGAUUAUUGGCUAGGCGUAGUCCCCAUUUUUUUGUUCAUGGGAAUUAUCCUAUUAAUAAACUUCCUGAAUAUUUAGAAACAAUGAUCAAAAAAAUUGCUAAAGAUCGUCCACAGACACAAUCAGAUAUAAAAUUAGAAACGGAAGAGACUCCACCACCAGAAGCAAAUGAUCAGGAAUUUAAUGAAGAUGUUCUUAAACAAGAUAGUGAACAAGUUGAAACCGAAAAUACCGAUACAAAAGGACGAAAACUAACUAAAGUGACACCUGAAAUGGUAGCGAGAUUGUCAGAGAUUUUGAAAAAUGAUUGGAAAAAAUUAGCAACCAAAUUUGGUUAUACAAGUGAAGAAAUUUCAUUUUUUCAAGGUAAACCAACGCCAUAUGAGCAAUGUAAAAAUAUGCUGGAAAUUUGGGCGGAAGAAGACGUUGACGCGUCGAUGGAAAAUUUAGCAUAUAUCUUAGAAGGUUUAAAAUUUACAGAAGCAUUAGCUAUUUUAAAAUCUUAAUUAUCUUUUAAAAAUAUAAUAUUUUUAAAAAAAACAAAAAUGUACAGUAUGAAUGUAUGAAUGAAACUUUUACAAUUUUUUCUAA